Molecule: messenger RNA, 1831 nt
Organism: Salvelinus namaycush (lake trout)
Lineage: Eukaryota; Metazoa; Chordata; Actinopteri; Salmoniformes; Salmonidae
Product: PI-PLC X domain-containing protein 1-like
Exons: 4
Coding region: 207-1649 (480 amino acids)
Biological process (GO): lipid metabolic process
Molecular function (GO): phosphoric diester hydrolase activity
Source: RefSeq, a predicted model, not a curated record
UUCUUGGGGUAACUGGGAUGUCCUCUUCCUGCUGAAGAUAAUCGGAAGCAAGAAUAGGACCAAAUGGGAAAGGGCAUUUUCAUCUCUUUCUAGUCACAGACCCGGGUGAAAUCCAACAUAUUUACAGCAUUUUAACUGUGGUCCUGCUACAUUCCGCUCGCUGUUUACAAGCUAUCAUCAAUAGUAGAUGUCAGUAGGCGGUGGAAAUGGAGCACGGAGACGUUUCGUCCACGAACGCAGACUGGAUGUCUCAACUGCCAGAGGAACUGUGGGGUACACCGCUUUGGGACCUGGCGAUACCCGGGAGUCAUGACAGCAUGAGUUACUGCCUGGAUACACACUCUCCUGUCUUGGGUUCUGAGUCAUUCAUGCUGCAGUUUCUGGAUCGACUGGCACCCUGCAUUGUACGCCCCUGUGUCUACCGCUGGGCCACCACACAGGCGUGGUGUAUUCCUGAUCAGUUGGAUGCUGGAAUCCGGUUCUUCGAUCUACGGAUCGCCCAUAAAAACAUAAAAAAUACACACAACACACAAGACUUGCUAAAAACACACAACACAGAUGACACUCUGUACUUCGCACACGCGAUCUAUACGCUACAGACUGUAAAGGAGGCCCUGUCAACCAUGGCUGUGUGGUUGAAGCAGCACCAGAAGGAGGUAGUGAUCCUGUCCUGUUCCCACUUCUACCUGCUGACUGACUCUGAGCACCAGGCCCUGGUCUGCUACAUCACUCAGCUGUUUAAAGACAAACUCUGCCCCCCACAGGUACAGGAUAGACAAGACCCCACUACUGCCUGUCUCAGUCAGGGUUGGGGUCAGUUCAGUUUUCAGAAAGUGGUGUCAGUUGGGGUGAGUUCGUGUUUUCAGGAAGUGGUGUUAGUUGGGGUGAGUUCACGUUUUCAGGAAGUGGUGCCAGUUGGGGUGAGUUCACGUUUUCAGGAAGUGGUGCCAGUUGGGGUGAGUUCACCUUUUCAGGAAGUGGUGCCAGUUGGGGUGAGUUCACCUUUUCAGGAAGUGGUGCCAGUUGGGGUGAGUUCACGUUUUCAGGAAGUGGUGCCAGUUGGGGUGAGUUCACCUUUUCAGGAAGUGGUGUUAGUUGGGGUGAGUUCACGUUUUCAGGAAGUGGUGCCAGUUGGGGUGAGUUCACGUUUUCAGGAAGUGGUGUUAGUUGGGGUGAGUUCACGUUUUCAGGAAGUGGUGCCAGUUGGGGUGAGUUCACGUUUUCAGGAAGUGGUGCCAGUUGGGGUGAGUUCACGUUUUCAGGAAGUGGUGCCAGUUGGGGUGAGUUCACGUUUUCUGGAAGUGGUGCCAGUUGGGGUGAGUUCACGUUUUCAGGAAGUGGUGCCAGUUGGGGUGAGUUCACGUUUUCAGGAAGUGGUGCCAGUUGGGGUGAGUUCACGUUUUCUGGAAGUGGUGCCAGUUGGGGUGAGUUUGCGUUUUCAGGAAGUGGUGCCAGUUGGGGUGAGUUCGUGUUUUCAUGAAGUGGUGCCAGUUGGGGUGAGUUCGUGUUUUCAGGAAGUGGUGCCAGUUGGGGUGAGUUCACGUUUUCAGGAAGUGGUGCCAGUUGGGGUGAGUUCACGUUUUCAGGAAGUGGUGCCAGUUGGGGUGAGUUCGUGUUUUCAGGAAGUGGUGUUAGUUGGGGUCAGAUAAGUUUUCAGGAAGUGAAGUGUCCAUUGUUUUCUGUGUUUUAUUGGCAUGAAAGGUGAAUGAACUCUCGUGUAUGUGUGUGUAGGAGACUCCCUAUCUGAGCCAGUGCUGGGAUCUGGGGCAGCAAGUCAUCAUUUCGUACGACAAUGAGACGAUUCUUCACCAACACAAGGAACUGUGGCCUA